AUGUACUUUGAGAAAGCUGUCUUACCUGAUCCUACUCGUGGACAGUAUGGACCUUUUUUCAACGAUCGCCGUCACCCUGAAUUUCGUAAAAAGCAGCACGAUUUUCGAAUUAAUAAGAGCAAACCAAAGGUCUGUGAUACUGGAUACUGUGAGGAGCAUAAGUUAGAGCUAACGGACCCAGUGCUUGUGAGACAACAUCGAAUUGCAGUGUAUGAUUUUGAGACUAUGCAGGAAAAUUGGGUGGAGAAGAUUGACAGUGAUGGAAAGAAGACUAAGGAGUAUCGACCGUUUACAGUAAAUGCUGUGGCUAUGAGUCAUUUGUACGCUGACGAGGGGCAGGAUGAGCCAUUCACGCGGUACUGGUGUGGGGAGAAUGCACUGACAGAGUUCGUCGAGUUCAUACGUACCAGACCAUCUGAUGUUCGUGGCGGUGGUCUGUACUAUCGCGGAUGGCAGUUCUUGGCUCAUAAUGGGAGUCGGUUUGAUACUUGCUUCAUCAGGAAGUACUGUAUCAGCAACAACAUACCUACUGCAGGAUUGGAAACGGGUCGAAAGAUCAGAUCACUUGCCUUGUCUUUAACUAAUAUCAAACCUGGUCCUGACAAUGGGAACAACAGUGUUUCUACACAUCGUAUUGGGGGUAGCCAUGUAACGGAUACUUGCUGGUCAAUGACUGUGACCUUUGUUGACAGUAUGGAUUUUAUCGCCACAGGUUUGGCCAAGUUCCCCAAGAUGUUUGGUCUCAAGUGCGAUGCUAAAGGAUAUUUUCCCCAUCAACUUAAUACACGUGACCAUCAGAAUGUAAAGAUGUCGACUCUGCCAGAUAUUAAGUACUAUGGUCUUGAUGAUAUGAGUCCCUCGUAUGCAAUGGAUGUGGAGACAUGGCAUAGGAAGAAUAGGUUUACAUCUCGGUUUGAUCUACAGGAAGAAAUGAAACGGUACUGUAUCAAUGACGUGAUUAUACUGUGUGAAGGGUUGAAGGUGUUUAUCGACGCUUUUGUUAAGCUCGGGCGCGUGCAUCCUUUAGGUAAUCUAACUAUUGCCGGUGCGUGUAUGAGCGCGUACGAGAGCACGUACCUGCCAAAAGAGAUUAUGAUUGAGCAUACACGACCCAAGCCCGUUGUACAGACGAGCAAGGAGGCCGUUACAUUUUUCAGCGGGUUGAACCAGAUGAUUAUUACCGGUAUGUCACCCACUGUAUGCUAUUUCAACAACGGAUAUGCCGAGGCAACUGGGUGUAAGGGGUGGGGGUAUGGUAUACCUCUGAACGCAGAUCUGUAUAGGAACGCCAGGUAUGAAUACCGUGUGACUGUGGGAGAGAGGACGUUCAUCGCCGAUUGUUACUUGCCUGCUGCCGAUGGAGAGUCUGGGCCUGGUACUAUUAUAGAGUUCAACGGGUGCUACUGGCAUGGGUGUCGUGACUGCAAUAUCCAUGUGUACAACGAGGGAAAGGGUGAACAUGAAAGAAGGUACGUCAACACUUUGGAAAAGGAGAUGACAAUCAGAGCUGAAGGGUUUGAAUUUAUACCUGUAUGGGCAUGCAAGGCCCGUAAGUUUAUUCGGUAUUGGACACAUAAUAAUAUAACCGAUAUGGUAGGACCGACACUGCGUAUCGAUCCCCGAGAGAGUAUGGCUGGAGGGCGGACCGAGCCGUUUGCAAGCCUUGUGGAGGUUGCUGGGAAUGGACGGUGCACGCUACAUUAUGUAGACUUUACCAGCUUGUAUCCAUAUGUUAAUGCUUUCAAGGAGUAUCCUUGCGGACCGAUGACAACGCUGGUCAAGGAUCUGCUCAUUCCCGUGUUACCGUAUAAGAGCAAUCGUCCAAAGAAAUUGUCCUUUGGGCUCUGUGCUGCGUGUAUGCUCAGGGCCGCCAAAUUCGAUCCUGAUGUUGAAAUGUUUCAGGAUGACGAGGAACGUAGCUGGAUUGAGACGUACACAAGCGUGGAUAUCAAGCUAGCGUUGGAGUAUGGGAACGAGUUCCCAAACGUCUACGAGAUCAACAUGUAUGAAGGUCGAAGCACCGUGCUGUUUAAGGAUUACAUGAGUUCAGCUAUACAGAUGAAAAUCAAGGCUAGCAAACCACCUGCUGGGACACGUGAGGAGCAGGAAGAGAUACUGGACUGGUACCGUGAUGAGAUGGGUAUGACUGAUCUGAGCUUGGACGAUAUUGAACUCAAUGAAGGAAUGCGUAACACAUCAAAAAUCAUUGUUAACAGUCUCUGGGGAAAGUUUGGACAGCGUGCAGAGUACCCUGAUAAAAAACUGUUCACAUCAUACGAAGAGUUUGCAGAACAUCGUGAGAGAUACCCAGAUAAGAAGAUGGUCGACUUUAGAUUCUGGGAGGAGGUUAGCGAUGUCAUGGAGGCCAGGUUUAAGACAGAUCGAGCCAACAUUGUAAAGCACAGCACGUUCUACCAACCACAGCUAGCUGCAUUCACUACAAGUCACGGGCGAGAUGUGUUGUACAGAGAUGGGAUAGCGAAGCUGCAUCCAACACAGAUCGUAUACUGUGAUACGGAUAGUAUCGUGUGCAUCUAUGACAGAGACAAUCCAAACCACAAAGAACCGUUCUGUCCUGAAGUGUAUGGGUCAGGUGAUGGGUUUAUACUGGGUACUAUGAAGGAUGAGCUCGAAGGAAAGGUUAUGAAGAGAUUCUACUCACUGGCACCAAAGACAUACGCGUACGAAAAGGAGAUUACAGCAAAAGACAAGGCAAAGGUGGACGCGUGUCAGGACGAAAAUACAAAGAAGCGUCUACGUAGCAUGUUCACAGAGGAGAUCAAGUCAAAAGGAUUCUCAUUAAGUCGUGGGUGUGUGGAGGGAGAGGGAUUUAAUGUAGAUAGUUUUAAGGAAAUGGUGUUGGGGAACCUUGAGGAGAUCAAAACACAUGUAGAGGCAGGUCUGUAUCGGAGUAUGGACUUGGGUGAGCCACGUGUAAGAUCCGAAACAAAGGUGCUUAAGCGACCAGAGUUUAUCAAGCGAAAGCUGUUACCAAUGGAAAACCACAAAAACUAUAGUAUACUUAGAUCAGUGCCUUGGGGCUAUGUAGAACAAUAG
Molecule: messenger RNA, 3057 nt
Organism: Sphaeroforma arctica JP610
Lineage: Eukaryota; Ichthyosporea; Ichthyophonida
Exons: 2
Coding region: 1-3057 (1018 amino acids)
Biological process (GO): DNA replication
Molecular function (GO): DNA binding; nucleotide binding; DNA-directed DNA polymerase activity
Source: RefSeq, a predicted model, not a curated record